Messenger RNA from Paraglomus brasilianum, 230 nucleotides. Lineage: Eukaryota; Fungi; Glomeromycota; Glomeromycetes; Paraglomerales; Paraglomeraceae. The record is from the annotation of a GenBank genome assembly.
GAUUUCCUCUCGACUGAUGAGGUCAAUCGUUUGAUGAGUAUGACAAGAAGGAAGAGAAGGAGUGUGGUGCGCGAUUUAAUAGAAUCUCGUAGAACGUGUAGGCGGAUGACAAACAUACUUUCUAAGGAGUCUAAAAUCUUCAAAGAUAAGAUAUUUGGGGCUGAGGAGUUUUCCCAAACAAUAGAGCUAAAUAAAUUACGAACUCCCGCAAAGACGACAAAGACGGCAAA